This is a messenger RNA of Macrosteles quadrilineatus (aster leafhopper), 357 nucleotides long. Its product is annotated as ankyrin repeat domain-containing protein 23-like. The transcript has 3 exons. NCBI's taxonomy places the organism in Eukaryota, Metazoa, Arthropoda, Insecta, Hemiptera, Cicadellidae. The coding region runs from base 1 to 357 and encodes 118 amino acids. The record is from RefSeq and is a predicted model, not a curated record. Gene Ontology annotation, molecular function: protein binding.
AUGAUUCACAUAUUUUCUAAAAAAGUUCUUUCCGUUGUUGCCAAACUGGUACAGUUGGGGGCAGAAUUAGAAGCAAGAGACACCCUUGGGAACACUCCUAUGCACUAUUCAGUAGUCUGUGGGUCGUUAGAAGUCUUGAAAUAUCUUCAUCAUGAAGGUUCUGUGGCCACCACCAACUUCAGACAACAACCUCUCAUGCAUUUCGUGUUGGAAAAACUUGAAAGAGCCGAUCUUAAUGCUCAAAAUAAUAAAGGUCAAACUGCCCUUCAUGUUGCUGUUAAAAAAUUGUUACGUUUGGUUUUAAAAUUGGUUUGCAAAGGAGCUGAUGUCAAUAUUAAUCCCAUCAGAGUGGUGUAA